Fonsecaea multimorphosa CBS 102226 is the source of this 852-nucleotide messenger RNA. RefSeq lists its product as uncharacterized. The record is from RefSeq and is a predicted model, not a curated record. Bases 1 to 852 code for a protein of 283 amino acids. NCBI's taxonomy places the organism in Eukaryota, Fungi, Ascomycota, Eurotiomycetes, Chaetothyriales, Herpotrichiellaceae. The transcript has 2 exons.
AUGUUCGAUACCAGAAGAAACGAGGAGGAGCACCCUGCUUGUCCAUCGCUCUCGACUGUUCGUUCGGAUGAGAGCCAGGGACAUAACGAUACAGUACCAAUUACGCGAACAGAAACGGUUGUCGUCAAAACUAGAGGUUCAAACUCCCUUGGGCGCAAGAACUCAGCCAAGCCUAAAGUCUUAACCCGCUCAGAAACGCUAUCAUCUAAACCUGCCCUGACCCGCGUACCUUCUAUCCAAACGCGAUACAUGGAGAUGUUGUUGCACCUAGACCAGAUCCCUCGUCUGGACAACAUCUUGGCCAGCCUCUUCACCUGGAUUCUACUGGCUGGCUUUCUUGUCGUCCCCGGUACCUUUACAACUUUCAAGCAGUCAAAGGCGUUCCAAAACGCUGACAACGAUGACAACAACGAGGUGGCCCACGCAAUUGUCCAUUCGAUCGCCAACAUUGGUUUACUGUGGCUUGCUGGUGCUUUUUGUGCCGUUGGAUCGCUAGGGUGCCUCUGGCUGUGGCUUCGGUGGCGCAAGAACUACGUCUGGCUGAUAAACCGCAUCUUUCUACCAGUCACGAUGAACUCUAUUGCCGGCUUACUAACCACUCUCGUCAACGUCUAUACGGCUCAGCAUGGGGUGUGGAGUGUGACAGCAAAAAUCACGGCUAUCGUGACAGGAUCUUGCGUCGGGGUUGCAGGCCUCCUUUUCGCGUGCUACAAUUUCUGGAUGUUGCGUAAAGUGCAGAAGGCACAUGAGAGAGAAAUGGGCCUUGACGUUCAGCACCAGGACGAGACACUGGUUGAGAAGGUGAAAAGAAAGGCACAUGAGCCUCCGUUGCAGUCCGGCAGUGUGGUUUGA